This is a messenger RNA of Agrilus planipennis (emerald ash borer), 940 nucleotides long. Its product is annotated as translocon-associated protein subunit gamma. Lineage: Eukaryota; Metazoa; Arthropoda; Insecta; Coleoptera; Buprestidae. The transcript has 3 exons. Gene Ontology annotation, cellular component: membrane; endoplasmic reticulum. The coding region runs from base 280 to 834 and encodes 184 amino acids. Gene Ontology annotation, biological process: SRP-dependent cotranslational protein targeting to membrane. The record is from RefSeq and is a predicted model, not a curated record.
UGGUUGUAAUCAUAGAUAAUAGAUCUACAAAGGGUAAUCUUUAUCUAUGGUUGUAAUUGUACAUGUGCUACUACAAGUGUAAAGGUGUAACGGGAAAGGGUGACACGUCGUGAUGUGGUGUGCAUAGGUGACACGUAAGCGAAUAGUGAGUGGCAUUAAUAGUAAUUGCUUUUGCCCUUAUUUUGAGUUCUUCACUGCUCUAUUUGUUGUUAGUUGAUGCAGAAGGUGCAUGAAAGUAAAGUUACUGCAGAAGUAAUUGUUAAUUAAUAAUUGAUAAAAAUGUCAGGAAAAACAUCUGUAAAACCAUUUACCAAAGAAGAAGAAUUACUUUUGCAAGAUUUCAGCCGCAAUGUAUCAACAAAAUCGUCAGCCCUUUUUUAUGGAAAUGCAAUAAUUGUAUCAGCAGUACCAAUUUGGCUGUUCUGGAGAAUACACAUGAUGGACAUUAUGUCAUCUCUAGUACUUUUUGUAGUUGUCACUAUUAUAUCAACAUAUUUGAUGGCCAUGGCCUAUCGUAAUACAAAAUUUAAUUUAAAACAUAAGAUUGCCGUAAAAAGAGAAGAUGCUGUUACAAGAGAACUCACAAAGAAGUUAGCUGAAGAUAAAAAAAUGAGCAAAAAAGAAAAGGACGAAAGAAUUUUGUGGAAAAAGAAUGAAGUUGCAGAUUUUGAAGCCACAACUUUUUCCAUUUUCUACAAUAAUGCUCUGUUUUUGGCACUGGUGAUAUUUGUUAGUUUUUAUGUUCUUCGCAGCUUUACCCUUGCUUUUAAUUAUACAUUAUCUGUUGGAGCUACAGCUGGACUUCUAGCACUUCUUUCCACAGGAUCUCAGUAAUUGUCUAACAUUGUAAUUUAGCCUUACAAUACUAUUUUUCUGGAUAAAUUAAAGCUGCUGCUAAAAAGGCAUCACAUGGCAGCCACUUGGAAGUCUUGGACUCUUU